AUGGCAGCCAGCAGUGUGGCUGUAGGAAUCAUCUGCCUGUCACAGACUGUGGUUGGAGCUCUGGGCAAUUCCUCUCUUCUCCUCCAUUACCUGGGCCUUUACUUCACUGGGUGCAGGGUAAGACACACAGACUUGAUGAUUCAGCACUUGAUUUUGGCCAACUUGUUAACCCUUCUGAGUAGAGGAGUUCCCCAGACAGUGGCAGCUUUUGGAGUGAAAAUUUUCCUCAAUGAUGUUGGAUGCAAGCUGCUUUUCUAUCUUCACAGGGUGGGCAGGGGUGUGUCCAUUGGCAGCACCUGCCUCCUGAGCAUCUUUCAGGCCAAUAAGAUUAGUUCUAGGAACUCCAGGUGGGCAGAACUUAAAAUGUCCAUUUGCAAGUAUGUUGACUCUUCUGUGUACCUGAGCUGGCUCCUGUACCUGCUUCUAAAUAUUGUUUUUCUUAUGUACACAACUGGGAACAGAAACAACAAAAACAUCACAAGCCUGAAAGAUUUGGGAUACUGUUCUACCAUUCAGUAUAACGUAACUAUACAAUCACUGCAUGCAGCAUUGCUAACCUUCCCUGAUGCCCUGUGUGUGGGGCUCAUGCUCUGGGCCAGCAGCUCCAUGGUACUCAUCCUGCACAGGCACAAGCAGAGAAUGCAGCACCUUAAUAAGACCAGCUCCCCCAGGUCCUCCCCUGAGUCCAGAGCCACCAAAACCAUCCUCCUCCUGGUGAGCACCUUUGUCUCAUUUUACACAUUUUCAUGCAUCUUUCAGAUUUAUGUGAGUAUUAUGUCUAAUCCGAACUUGUUCCUGGUGAACACAGCCACAAUAUUUGCUGGGUGUUUCCCAGCUGUCAGCCCCUUUCUGCUCAUGGAUAGGAACUCUAGUGCACCCAGGCUCUGCCUUGCAUGGAUAAGGAAUAGGAAAACCUCUGAUAUCAUGAGGAAUAUGUAA
Molecule: messenger RNA, 939 nt
Organism: Marmota monax (woodchuck)
Lineage: Eukaryota; Metazoa; Chordata; Mammalia; Rodentia; Sciuridae
Product: vomeronasal type-1 receptor 4-like
Exons: 1
Coding region: 1-939 (312 amino acids)
Biological process (GO): G protein-coupled receptor signaling pathway
Cellular component (GO): membrane
Molecular function (GO): pheromone receptor activity
Source: RefSeq, a predicted model, not a curated record